AUGCAGCUGGUCGAUGAGCUGUCCAUGAUCUACACCACUUGCUUGAUGUGCUACGCCUCCUUCUCCUACCGGCGACCGACCCCGAUUCGCAUCGCUCUGGCCAUUUCUCUGGCCUCGCUGGCCGUCUUCAUCACCCUCUACUACCACUACCUCCAGGACCCGGUGUUCCAUCAGAAUGCCUACGCCCUGCUGACGACCGUGGUAGUUCUGCGCAGCAUGUAUACCAUGGAGGUGACGCUGCGCCCGAAGUGGCGGCAUUCCACCGAGGAGGACCGACUGGCGCGCGAACGACAGGGUCUCCCCGUACCGACCAAGGAACACCAGCAUUACGAGAACGUGCGGGACACGAAAAUCCUGAAGACCAUGUGGUUUAUGGUGGUCUACGGGCUUAGCUUGUUUCUGGGCGGCUUCUUCAUCUGGAAUCUGGACAACCACUUCUGUACGGAGAUCCGCGGAUGGCGCCGGGUUGUGGGUCUUCCGUGGGGUGUUUUCUUGGAGGGUCAUGGAUGGUGGCAUGUCAUGACCGGCAUCGGGGCGUAUCUAUAUAUCGUCUGGGGAAUUUGGCUGCGCCAUUGCCUUAACGAGCGACAGGAAGAGUUCUACCUCUGGUGGCCUCAUUUCUGGAAUUUCCCUGAAAUCAUCCGGGUCAGUCCGAAGGGACAGACCGAGAAUGGCGCGGUCAAGAAGUCUAACUGA
This is a messenger RNA of Aspergillus melleus, 696 nucleotides long. RefSeq names its product ceramidase. Lineage: Eukaryota; Fungi; Ascomycota; Eurotiomycetes; Eurotiales; Aspergillaceae. The transcript has 2 exons. The record is from RefSeq and is a predicted model, not a curated record. Gene Ontology annotation, biological process: ceramide catabolic process; ceramide biosynthetic process. The coding region runs from base 1 to 696 and encodes 231 amino acids. Gene Ontology annotation, cellular component: endoplasmic reticulum membrane.